CCGGGUCAGGGCCCCGGAGCCACCAUGGAGACUCGCAGGGCUGCGGGGCCGACGGAACCGCAGGUCGGCGUCAGAACCAAGUGAAACGCUGCUUGGCCAGCGCCGCCUGGGACACGCAGGCCGGUCCCGGGGAGCCGCGGUCGCCGCCAUGUCGGUGCUGGGCGAGUACGAGCGGCACUGCGACUCCAUCAACUCGGACUUUGGAAGCGAGUCCGGGGGUGGCGGGGACUCGGGCCCGGGGCCCAGCGCCAGUCCGGGGCCGCGGGCCGGCGGCGGCGCGGCGGAGCAGGAGGAGCUGCACUACAUCCCCAUCCGCGUCCUGGGUCGCGGCGCCUUCGGGGAGGCCACGCUGUACCGCCGCACCGAGGAUGACUCACUGGUUGUGUGGAAGGAAGUUGAUUUGACCCGGCUGUCUGAGAAGGAACGUCGUGAUGCCUUGAAUGAGAUUGUUAUUCUGGCACUGCUGCAGCAUGACAACAUCAUUGCCUACUACAAUCACUUCAUGGACAAUACUACCCUGCUGAUUGAGCUGGAAUAUUGUAACGGAGGGAACCUGUAUGACAAAAUCCUUCGUCAGAAGGACAAGUUGUUUGAGGAAGAGAUGGUGGUGUGGUACCUUUUUCAGAUUGUUUCAGCAGUGAGCUGUAUUCAUAAAGCUGGAAUCCUUCAUAGAGAUAUAAAGACAUUAAAUAUUUUUCUGACCAAGGCAAACCUGAUAAAACUUGGAGAUUAUGGCCUAGCAAAGAAACUUAAUUCCGAAUAUUCCAUGGCUGAGACGCUUGUGGGAACCCCAUAUUACAUGUCUCCAGAGCUAUGCCAAGGAGUGAAAUACAAUUUCAAGUCUGAUAUCUGGGCAGUCGGCUGUGUCAUUUUUGAACUGCUUACACUCAAGAGAACAUUUGAUGCUACAAACCCACUCAACUUGUGUGUGAAGAUCGUGCAAGGAAUCCGUGCCAUGGAAGUCGAUUCUAGCCAGUACUCUUUGGAAUUGAUCCAAAUGGUCCAUGCGUGUCUUGACCAGGAUCCUGAGCAGAGACCCACUGCAGAUGAACUUCUGGAUCGUCCUCUUCUCAAGAAACGCAGGAGAGAGAUGGAAGAAAAAGUCACUCUGCUUAAUGCACCUACAAAGAGACCAAGGUCAAGCACCGUGACUGAAGCACCCAUUGCUGUAGUAACAUCACGAACCAGUGAAGUCUAUGUUUGGGGUGGUGGGAAAUCCACCCCCCAGAAACUGGAUGUCAUCAAGAGUGGCUGUAGUGCCCGGCAGGUGUGCGCUGGGAAUACCCACUUUGCUGUGGUCACAGUGGAGAAGGAACUGUACACCUGGGUGAACAUGCAAGGAGGUACUAAACUCCAUGGUCAGCUGGGCCAUGGAGACAAAGCUUCCUAUCGACAGCCAAAGCAUGUGGAAAAGUUGCAAGGCAAAGCUAUCCGUCAGGUGUCAUGUGGUGAUGAUUUCACAGUCUGUGUGACAGAUGAGGGUCAGCUCUAUGCGUUUGGAUCAGAUUAUUAUGGCUGCAUGGGGGUGGACAAGGUUGCUGGCCCAGAAGUGCUAGAACCCAUGCAAUUGAACUUCUUCCUCAACAAUCCAGUGGAACAGGUCUCCUGUGGAGAUAAUCAUGUAGUGGUUCUGACACGAAAUAAGGAAGUCUAUUCUUGGGGCUGUGGAGAGUAUGGACGACUGGGUUUGGAUUCAGAAGAGGAUUACUAUACACCACAAAAGGUAGAUGUUCCUAAGGCCUUGAUCAUUGUUGCAGUUCAGUGUGGCUGUGAUGGGACCUUCCUGCUGACCCAGUCAGGCAAAGUGCUGGCUUGUGGACUUAAUGAAUUCAAUAAAUUGGGUCUGAAUCAAUGCAUGUCUGGAAUCAUCAACCAUGAAGCAUACCAUGAGGUUCCCUAUACUACCUCCUUUACAUUGGCCAAGCAACUGUCCUUUUAUAAGAUUCGUACCAUUGCCCCAGGCAAGACCCAUACAGCUGCUAUUGAUGAGCGAGGCCGGUUACUGACCUUUGGCUGUAAUAAGUGUGGGCAGCUGGGCGUUGGGAAUUACAAGAAGCGUCUGGGAAUCAACCUGUUGGGGGGACCCCUUGGUGGGAAGCAAGUGAUCAGGGUCUCCUGCGGUGAUGAGUUCACCAUUGCUGCCACUGAUGAUAAUCACAUUUUUGCUUGGGGAAAUGGUGGUAAUGGUCGCCUGGCAAUGACCCCCACAGAGAGACCACAUGGUUCUGAUAUCUGUACCUCAUGGCCUCGGCCUAUUUUCGGAUCUCUGCAUCAUGUCCCAGAUCUAUCCUGCCAUGGUUGGCACACCAUUCUCAUAGUUGAGAAAGUCUUGAAUUCUAAGACCAUCCGUUCUAAUAGCAGUGGCCUCUCCAUCGGAACUGUGGUUCAGAACUCUAGCCCAGGAGCUGGUGGCGGCGGCCCUGGUGGUGGUGGCGAAGAGGAGGACAGUCAGCAGGAAUCUGAAACUCCUGACCCAAGUGGAGGCUUCCGAGGAACAAUGGAAGCAGACCGAGGAAUGGAAGGUUUAAUCAGUCCCACGGAGGCCAUGGGGAAUAGUUGUGGGGCUAGCAGCUCCUGUCCUGGUUGGCUUCGUAAGGAGCUGGAAAAUGCAGAAUUCAUCCCCAUGCCUGACAGCCCAUCUCCCCUGAGUGCAGCAUUUUCAGAAUCUGAAAAAGAUACCCUGCCCUAUGAAGAGCUGCAAGGACUCAAAGUGCCCUCCACAGUUCCUCCAGAGCACAAGUCCCCAGUGGGAGCCUGGCCAUCACGGCUGAAUCCUGCAGUACCAUGUGCUGGGAAGGGAACACCGUUGACUCCUGCCUGUGUGUGCAGCACUCUGCAGAUGGAGGUGGAGAGAUUGCAGGGUUUGGUGUUAAAGUGUCUGACUGAACAACAGAAGCUCCAGGAAGAAAACCUCCAGAUUUUUACACAACUGCAGAAGCUGAACAAAAAAUUAGAAGGAGGGCAGCAGGUGGGGAUGCAUUCCAGAGGAACUCAGACAACAAAGGAAGAGAUGGAAAUGGAUCCGAAGCCUGACUUAGAUUCAGAUUCCUGGUGCCUUCUGGGAACAGACUCCUGUCGACCCAGCCUCUAGUCUCCUGAGCCUAUAUUGCCCCCAGGAAACUGGGAUCCAGAAUACUUCACAGCACACCUACCGAACGCAGAGAGCAGCUUUCCUGGCUUUGUUCACUUGCAGACAAGGAACGUAAGGCGGAGGCUCUGAAGCACUUUCCUAGUACAUUUGGAGAGUGGCAUUGCCUUUUAGAUAGGAUCUAGGAGUGAUUUUAUUGUUUUGGAGAAUGGAAGGGCCCUGUGGCCCUAGCUUUGUCACCAGUGACUGCCAUAGCAGCAGCAGCUCCGUACCUCAUCUGUUGAUCCCCCCUUUGAAGAGGAGACACGGUGCUCACUUUAAUCGCGCUGGUAGCAGCUCAUAUCCCAUUUGUCAUUUUCAUCGUUGAUCGGAAGCUGCCAUGGGAAUUCAGCACCAGGCAUUGCACCUCUGGGUGGGGGAGGGAAAAGUGUGAAAUGGGGGCAAGCUGGGACCAUGUGUGGCCCACCCAGGUUCCUCUGGAGAGUGGCAAAGUAUUCUGAGCCCUCUCAGGAGCCCAGAGUCCAGGAAAAUGUCUGGUGGAGUCAAUCUAGGGUUUGUUUUCAGAAAGUUCAAUUACUUCGUGCAGCUAAAUGCUUUAGGAGGAAAAGUGGGCUUAGAAUGCUUUUCCUCUGAGGGUUGAUUGAAAUGUCUUCCAUGAGGAGUAGACAAAGGGCAGGUCCCACCUCAUCACACUGCUGGAGUUUCAGGCUGUGGCCAGUGCAGGGUGGGAUUUCCCAGCUCUGAAAGACGCCUCUGAGAGAAGAGGUGUCUCAGAGGGUUCAGUGGGGGCAGUGAGAAGAGCCUUAGGAAAAUCACAAGGAGUGCCUCCAUUAGUGCCACUGCCUGGUGUCUGAGAGGCAUCAGGGUGACGCUGAGUCUUCUACACCUGGGAAGCUUUUGUGCCUCUGCCUUUGUGGCUCUUCGAGGCCUAAUCCCUUCCUGUAUGUUUAGUCAGUAUUUUUCCCCUUUUUGGUGUUUUUGAAGCCAUGUCAUAACCAGUGAAUCUGAAUCAUCUUUCUUACUUGAGUGGCCCAAAGCCAGCACCAAACCCUGGAGGUCCCAGAAGCCUAACAAAACAGAUCGAACCUGCCAAAAGAAAGGAGUUUGGCAGUGAGCUCACUUGUGAUGUGCCUUUGUAGACAGGAGCAAGAGAAAUAGUGUCCUGGAAGAACAAAACUCCAUAUAGAUAGUUCUAGGCAAGUGUUAGAUGGUGCCCAUGAGGAUGUAGGCUUUGGGUUUCCACCAAGCCUUAUAAAGUGUUCCUGUGGUAGUUAGGGUCACAGGAGCUGAUUUGAUGGUCUUACGUCCUUCCUCCCUACAAGUCACAAAUAAUUUUGUUUUCAGAAACCAAACAGAUCUGUUAAAUAUUGCAGGAGGGCCUGUGUAAGGGAAAAUCUGCCGUUUCCCUAAAAUUGGUGGUAUAAAGGCUGGCGCUCAGAGAAAGUCUCAUCUCUGGGGAUGGGCAACUCUGUCCAAUGGGAUCCUCUUUGGUUUGAAGUCCCAUUGUUUUCUCAAUUCUGAGAAGAAUAGUACAUUAGUACUAAUGUAGUCACUGAAGCCUUUUCCUAAAAUAAGGGGAAGGCCAACCCUGAAUUAAGGUUACAAGGUCUGAGGGUUUGCUGUAAACCCUGACAGCUGGUUUCGGUUCAUCAUAAAUGCAGCAUUGGUUUCUCAAGGACUGACUGACCUCUCAAUGUUCCUGCAUCCUGAUGCUCACCAUUUCAGCAGGCCUGAGCAGCAGGGCUAGUUUUGGUGUUCAUCAUGGAGCUGGCUUCUGCUCUGGAGCUAAGGGAUAUGGGUACGUUGCUGAGACUGUGGGGUGAUGGUAAGUGUUGAAGGGGGCUCAAAGCCCUUGCUUUGUUUCUAGAGGAGAGUCAUUCCCUAGCCGUGGAACGCAUUGGUCAGUUUCUCUAGCAUAUUUCCUAGGGAAGUCUAGGUUUGCUAGUAAUCUGGAUGAGAACCUGAGUUCUGUGCCUUAGAGACAAUUGCACUUUCCCAAAUUGUGCCUGGGACAACAUGAUUUUUCCCACCAAACAGCUAUGCAAACAGAAACCAGUUCAGAGGUGGCAGCCAUGCGUUGGAGAGAGUGAAAGUCAAGACAGCAGAAGUGCCUUUGAAUGGUUUCCUGUAGCUGAUUCCCCCCUUUGUCCUGCUUUUCUUCUUUAUGCGGUUCUAGGUAUUGCUUUUGAGUUACAGUAUAACCUGAGUUACUCUUCUAUGCUGACACUGUUGCAGAAGAACUAGCUUAUUGUUAGCCAGAUGCUGGAAAGGUUGAGGGUGGAGUGGUUUGGCAUUUCUGUUUUAAAUAAACAUUUAAACUCUCAAUUAGUGCUGUGCCUCAGUAAGCCUGCGCAUGGCCACCAUCACUGGAGAUAAAACACCCACAUUCUGGAUCUGAAUCUUUGAUUCCAUGAAUGUUUAUAUAAAUAAAUAAGUGUUCUUGUAACGGGAACAGCACAAGGAACACUGCACAGAAAUAAUCUCUGCUGCUUUUCCAUAUCUUAUUCUUGCCAACAGAAUCAUUUCUGCUAUUUCAACUUUUUUAUGAAAACUUUGAAAUGACAGUGCUGUAAGUUCAGAGGAAGAAAAAAAAUAAGUUAUUAAAAGAAUGGUCCUUUCCUGUACUUGCCUCCUUAGUCUUGUGGGGGCUUUUCCAAGUGAUCAUUCCAGUUUCUGUGUAUAAAAUUUUUCCCUCAAAGAGGCUGAGCCAUAUUUGGUCUCCCUGGCCUAGCACAGCCAAGUGACAACUGCUCUUGGCUAAGCAUUUUGCUGAAGUCUAAAACUCAAAUUUCAUUUGGUUCAUCAUCUAUUCAAAAACAUUCCUAAUAGGACAGUUCCAAAGCAAGGAUGUAUUUUGGGCAAAUUCAUUCAAUGCAGUCUCUGGGCCUCCAAGAAAGUAUUAGAGAUGGUAGCGUCAGAGCAUAGCAAACAGUAAAACAUGUCCUUCCUGCUGCAAAGCCAGAAAUCAUUUAUUGCUUUAAUGUUUAACUAAGGAAAUAAAUGUACUGAUCAUUAAACCCCCCAGAACCAUGAACAUAAAGAGAAAAGCUCAACCGUCAAAUCUCUGCUACCUCUUGGGUAGUGUGAAGAGUCAUCAAUCACCUGAAAGCAAAUGUUGACCAGAAGGUGCCGUCCUGCAUGAAAUCUGAAGAAAUACUAUCUCUGCACACACUUAUAAAUGAAGUGAAUUUCCAUGUGAGUUCCACCAUGAGAUUUUUCCCAUAGCUUAACUUUUUGAACUUUUAAAAUUUAUAAUGUUUACUUGGACUAAAGUUUCCUGGAUAAAGUAAUAUAAAAUAUAGACAUUUACAGGCAGCAUUUUUGUGUCUUCUCUCAUCCUAUCCAGGAAGAGACUUAGAAAUAAAGUUCUUACCUCUUCUCCAAAUCCAAGUCAAGCUAAAUUUAAAAGACUAGUAAGUGAAUAAGCAAGGUCUAAACAUAUAGAGAUCAAAGAGAACACCAGGCAUUGACUAUUUUUUUAUUUCUUUGGCAAUUUAAGAAUGAAUUACUACUGCAUCCAUGUCUAUAGAAAGCACUCUCUACAUACAUAUUCAUAGUUGAUGGGUUUUGAGGACCUUAAUGACCUCAUCCAGGGAUCCCAAUCCCAGGUGCAAGGAGGCAGAUGAGGCAAGUGACACAGGCCCCACCUGCUGUCGCCUCCACUGACGGAGCCACGUUUUCUGAACCCCACCAAAUUUGUCAUUAGGUUGCUGGUUCGGUGUUUCCAGUUUUUCAAGAGAUGUUCUGUAUUCCAGUUUUUAAAUGUCAGAUUUUAACACUGUGCAGCCAAAUAAUACACAGCUGUGGGACAGAACUGUCCAUAGGCUUCUACUCUGUAACCAUGGCCACAGCUUAUUCUUUGCAUCUAUUGCUCUUAAUAUCAAGUGUGGAACUUAGUGUAUUCCUCAUUAAACUUGCCUGGGAAAUGUAAA
Messenger RNA from Marmota flaviventris (yellow-bellied marmot), 7020 nucleotides. It is a transcript of the gene Nek9, whose product is annotated as NIMA related kinase 9. Gene Ontology annotation, molecular function: protein kinase binding; protein kinase activity; ATP binding. NCBI's taxonomy places the organism in Eukaryota, Metazoa, Chordata, Mammalia, Rodentia, Sciuridae. Gene Ontology annotation, cellular component: centrosome. Gene Ontology annotation, biological process: protein phosphorylation. The record is from RefSeq and is a predicted model, not a curated record.